Molecule: messenger RNA, 1806 nt
Organism: Gilbertella persicaria
Lineage: Eukaryota; Fungi; Mucoromycota; Mucoromycetes; Mucorales; Choanephoraceae
Product: major facilitator superfamily domain-containing protein
Exons: 10
Coding region: 252-1682 (476 amino acids)
Biological process (GO): transmembrane transport
Cellular component (GO): membrane
Molecular function (GO): transmembrane transporter activity
Source: RefSeq, a predicted model, not a curated record
AAAAAAAAAAAAUCUGUUUAUUCCAUGAUUGAUUUGCUUUGUAAUUAAGGAGAUUGUAUGGAUCUUCUACAUGCAGUUUUAACAAGAAAAAAAAGGAGACAAUUGUACCUAAAGCGGUUUUGGCAAUAACAUAAUGCAGGGUGAUUUUCUUUUGUUAGACUGAGCUUGUUGUCUACAGCAUCAAAUGGGGAAACUUUAACUACUGAUCUUAUUCCUCAUUCCCUUUUUUUUUUCUAUCAUUUCAAUUUGAUAUGCCAAUCGAGAGAAACGAAGAAGUUGGUAGCAAUAGGCACAGCUCGCUCGUUUGGAGAGUACCAUUAGCAUGUAAAAUUGAUUUUCAAAUCCUACCUGCUUUAUGUAUUUUUUAUUUCUUUAGUUCUUUAGAUAGAUCAAGCACAGAAUUUGUUGAUACAAAUGGCCUUGCGAGAGAUUUGAAUAUCAAUGGCAAGCAACUUUCAACAACGACCUCCAUGUAUUAUUUCUGUUCUAUUAUAUUGAACUUACCAUCCAACAUCAUUUUAAGAAGAUGGCGUGCUUCAUAUUGGUUAGGUAUCAUUAUGGGCAUAUGGGGAAUGAUGUGUAUUUGUACAGCAGCUUGUACAAAUUACAAUAGACUUGUCAUUGUCAAACUGUGUUCAAAUAUUUGUGAUGCAGCAUUUCUGCCUGGCGUUAUUUAUUAUCUUUCUCUUUGGUAUACACGAAGCGAGUUAGGUUUACGUUUAGGUAUUUUUUGGUCUUGUCGUUGUUUAGCAAUAGGCUUUGGCCGUUUGUUUGCUUAUGGUGUGAGUCAUAUGAAUGAUAGUGAUAUGCAUAUAUGGCAAUGGACUUAUAUCUUUCAAGGAGCUCCUUGCAUUGUGUUGGCCAUCAUAACUUCAUGGCACCUUCCUAACGACAUCAAGUCCUCACCUUUUUUAGUGGAGCAAGAAAGAAAAAUUCUUAUUCGCAAGUUAGAAGAUGAUUGUGGGGCAUUCAAUGACAACGAUUGGUCUUGGGAACAAGUAGGAUCUACCCUGACAGAUCCCAAGAUGUUUGCCUAUAUUCUUUUAUACAUUUUGGUAUCAGCAGUGUUACAAGGAACAACACUAUUAUUACCUACAGUGAUUGAACAGAUGAAAAUAAGUCCUUCAAUCCAAGGGCACUUACUUACCAUACCGCCUUAUAUACUUGCCAUCAUGAGCAUUCUUGUCUUAUCUUUUACAUCUGGACACCGUCAUAGUAGAUCAAGAUUUAUAUUGCUACUUAACAUUAUGUCCAUUGCUAUUCUUAUUGCUCUGAAGCUCAUGAUUUCCUACAACAAAUACGAUAGCUACAUUAUUGCAUGUAUUUUGAUUUCCAUCACGUAUGCUCAAAUCGUCCUUGUGACAACUUGGACAAUCAAUAAUUUUGUAGGGUUCACGAGAAGAGCGAUUGCUAUUGGGAUUAUUGUUUCGUUUGGCUUGACAGGAAGUGCUGCAGGCAGCCAAUUGUUUCAAGAUGCUCCAGCUUAUGCUAGAAGCAAAUCCAUUGUACUCGCUUUGUUUAUUGCUCAAUUUAUUUUGGUGUGUAUCGUUCGAUAUUCGCUUUCAAGAGAAACGAAGCGAAGAAUGGAGAUGAAUUCAGAUGCAAGACAAUACCAAAUCUAUAAAGCGGGCGGUGUUGAUUUGGCAGGCGAUCGACAUCCUGAUUUUAGUUAUACUUUAUGAAGGGCCUAGUACCGCUUUUGAACUUUGUUUCACUAAUAUAAUCAUAACUUUAUUCAAAUAUAAACAGAAAGGCAAAGAAGUGAACUUCAAUGAGAGCUACAACAACAAUGAAAUAUUAAAGCCA